Molecule: messenger RNA, 450 nt
Organism: Adineta steineri
Lineage: Eukaryota; Metazoa; Rotifera; Eurotatoria; Adinetida; Adinetidae
Source: the annotation of a GenBank genome assembly
AUGAUGAUGAUUUUUCUCUUGCUAUUAUCUAUUUCUUCGUUGACAACGGUGCGAACGACCGAUCGAAUACCGUCGCUUUUUGAAGCCAUUUUUGUUCGGCCAUCGACUAGCGGUUGUGUUACUCAAACUAAUGAUUAUUGUCAUGUGGUGAAUGCUGUGCAUGAAUUACUUGGAUCGGAACACAACGAAACGUACAGCAUUUUGUUAGAAAGUUCAGCUUUUGACGAUGCAACACUUAAUGAAAUGUUUCUAUUAGGUCUUCAACAAUAUGCCUUAUUUUUGACGGAUAAUCCUCAAUACAUGCCGAAUGAUUUUAAUAAUCUUGUGUCAGAUUUGGUACGGAUUAUUUCGCUUCUUGAGGAGAAAGGUACUAGUGCUGUGACAUGGUAUGAUCUCAAACCAUACGUUCGUCGAUUUCUUGAGGUUAUUCAACCAGCACAGCAUCAUUAG